Molecule: messenger RNA, 1317 nt
Organism: Pipistrellus nathusii (Nathusius's pipistrelle)
Lineage: Eukaryota; Metazoa; Chordata; Mammalia; Chiroptera; Vespertilionidae
Source: the annotation of a GenBank genome assembly
AUGACCGAGCUACAGCCAGAUGCGGACGACGCCAAGCCUGCCAAAGUGCCCGGGAAGAGGGAGAGCAGAGUGGGCUCAGCCCACUCCGAGGCUGAGAAUGGCGUGGAGGAGAAGAAGAAGGUCUGCAGGUCGCCUACAGCCCAGUCGCCUCCCACCCCAUCCAGCGAGGCGGAGUCCCCAGACCCGAAGAGAGCCAUCUACCUGCGGUCAAAAUCCAGUUUCGAUGGUGUCUCUUUAGCGAGUGAUAAGAACGACUGCAAAACAGAAAGCAAAAAUGACUCUAAGCUUGAGAGGAAAAAGUCUUCGUCUUCCAGCCAGUACAAGGCGAAUUUACACUUCCACAAGCUGUUCCUCGAAGUCCCGACUGAAGAACCACUGAGGCAGAGCUUUACCUGUGCUCUGCAGAAAGAAAUUUUAUACCAAGGGAAGCUCUUCGUAUCAGAAAACUGGAUUUGCUUUCAUUCCAAGGUCUUUGGGAAAGACACUAAGAUCUCUAUUCCUGCUUUCUCCGUCACCCUGAUAAAGAAAACCAAAACUGCCCUUCUGGUGCCAAAUGCCCUGAUUAUAACGACGGUCACAGACAGGUACAUAUUUGUCUCCCUCCUCUCCAGAGAUUCCACUUAUAAGCUACUCAAAUCCGUGUGCGGACACUUAGAUAAUAUAAGUGUGGGUAACAGUCCCAACCCGUCUUCUCUCGAAAACAGUUUCCGGGCAGACCGCUUCCGGGCAGACCGCCCUUCGUCGCUGCCUCUGGAUUUCAACGACGAGUUCUCCGACCUGGAUGGAGUGGUUCAACAGAGGAGGCAAGACCUGGGAGGCUACAGCAGCUCUGGCUCACAGACACCCGAGUCCGAGAACUCCAGAGAUUUCCACGUGUCGGAAUCCCAGACGGUCCUCGGUGUCUCCAAGGGAGAAGCAAAGCCAACGAGGGCAGAUGCCCAAGUGAACAGAGCACCUGAAGGCAAAGCCAAGGGUCUCCCUGCACACGGUCAGUCAGAAUCCAAUGGAAUCUUACACAAAGUGAAGUCGCAGAAUCAUCCGAAUCUCCGCCAUAUUCUUAUAUUCUAUGCAGUUGUUGUCUGCGCUCUAAUCCUCUCGACCUUCUACAUGAGAUACAGAAUCAACACCCUGGAGGAGCAGCUGGGGUCGCUGACCUCCAUUAUGGACACCCAUCACGCUGAACACACAGCGCCGCCCGGCCUGGGGUCGCAGGUGCAGUUGAACGCUGAAGUCCUCUGCCGAGAGCUCACCGCCAACAUCGUGAAGCUAGAAAAGAUACAGAACAACUUACAGAAAUUGCUGGAGAAUGGCGACUGA